Molecule: messenger RNA, 1699 nt
Organism: Populus euphratica (Euphrates poplar)
Lineage: Eukaryota; Viridiplantae; Streptophyta; Magnoliopsida; Malpighiales; Salicaceae
Product: protein ECERIFERUM 26-like
Exons: 2
Coding region: 244-1596 (450 amino acids)
Molecular function (GO): acyltransferase activity, transferring groups other than amino-acyl groups
Source: RefSeq, a predicted model, not a curated record
AUUAUUGUAAUUGAAUUCCACUACUUGCCACCGCUUCUGAAAUGAUACCCAACAGAUAACAGUUCCCUUCUCUUAAAUUCUGACAACCCAACAUAGCUGCGCUUCCAGCCACCUCUCCUAACACUUUUUCUCAUACACGUCUAUAUCUAAAGUCUAUACCGAGAGAGAGAGAGCGCUUCAAAUUUGCUACCUUCUUCUUCUUCUUCUUCAGGAAAAUCACACGCAUACAGCUUGGAGUGAAAAAUGGCGAUUAUAAACAGUAGGGUUAGUGUCCAUUCAAUGUUAACAGCAGUCUCCAGCAAGCCAGUCGGGCCGGGUCAGACCCAUCCAUUAUCAGCGCUUGACCAUGCAAUGGCUCUCCAUACAUUACACUUGGUUUUUUACUACAAGAAAAACCCAUUUGGGAUUUUUGACGUGGACCCUUUAAGGGUGUCUUUGUCGGAGGUUCUUUCUUUGUAUCCACAAGUUACGGGUCGGUUGACCCGAGGGGAGUCGGGUAAUUGGGAAGUAAAGUGUAAUGAUGCUGGUGUUAGAAUUGUGAGGGCAAAUGUUGGAGUCACAAUUGAUGAAUGGUUGAGAUCAGCUGAUGUCUCGGAGGAGAAAGAUCUCGCGGUUUGGGAGGAAAUGCCUGAGGAUCCUAGUACAUGGUCACCCUUUCGUAUCCAGGUAACCGAAUUUGAAGGAGGAGGUGUAGCCUUUGGACUAAGUUGUACACACAUGAAUGCAGACCCAACUUCACUAACUCUACUCUUCAAAUCCUGGAUUGAGAGUCACCGCCAGGAGCCGAUUGAGCAUCCCCCCCUGUUCAAUUCAACCCCGCCCCAUCACCAACAAGUUCCUGAUACUAGCGGUAAAUCAACCAAUUACUAUGCAAAUAAGGCCAAUGCACGAACUCCCUUGGUGAAAAUGGUCACAGCUACGUUCAGGUUCUCUAAUUCAGCGAUCAAUAAAUGCCUUAAUGAAGUGCAUGAUCAAUGUCCUGAAGCCACCCCAUUUGAUUUGCUAGCCGCACUCUUCUGGACACGGCUUGUGCUUCUAAAGGCUCCAAAACAUGACAACAAAUGUUCCCUCUCAGUUUGUCUAGACUUUAGAAGGCUCGUGCAGCCACCAAUCCCUCUUGGUUACUUUGGAAAUGCAUUGCAUUUCGCAAUGAUAACAGUAACUGAAGAAGAAAUGGAUAACGGUAAGUUAGGACAUAUGGUUGAGUUGGUGCAUCGCCAUGUGUCGGGUGUCGGGGAAGAGGAGAUUUGGGAUGCUGUAGAUUGGCUUGAAUCACGGAAGGAAGAGGGAGGGAAGCAUGCUCCACCUUUUCGAAUGUAUGGUCCUGAGCUAACUUGUGUUAGCAUGGAGCACAUGAUCAUAGGGAAUAAAUCGUUGAUGUCAUCUGCGAGUUUUAAGAGUGAUGAAAAGCCGGUUCAUGUGGCAUGUCAUUUUGACAAUGUGGUGGGUGAAGGUCUGAUUGUGGUGAUGCCUUCAAUAAACGAAGACCUUGCAAGGACAGUGAUUGUGACCUUGCCGGAGGAGGAGAUGCCUCAAUUAUGCGAGGAUCAAGCUAUCCAGCGUCUACAGCCAACAAUGCUGAUGAGUGGUAGAUAGUAAGCUUAUGUAGAGCAAGGACAGCAUAGCCUGAGUCUUUUGCUUUCCAUGCAUCAUCUUUAUUUUAAGUCCUUAACCGUUGGGGGCGGCGGCGGCGGAAGAA